Molecule: messenger RNA, 1125 nt
Organism: Danio rerio (zebrafish)
Lineage: Eukaryota; Metazoa; Chordata; Actinopteri; Cypriniformes; Danionidae
Gene: cxcr3.3
Product: chemokine (C-X-C motif) receptor 3, tandem duplicate 3
Biological process (GO): chemokine-mediated signaling pathway; signal transduction; G protein-coupled receptor signaling pathway
Cellular component (GO): plasma membrane; membrane
Molecular function (GO): G protein-coupled receptor activity
Source: RefSeq, marked provisional
AUGGAGGUAGAGCUUCACGGAUUGUUUGAGAAAAACAACUCCUUCGACUAUGAUAAUUAUGAGAACAAAGAACUGGACUGCCAGUCAAAAGCAGUCUCUGAUGCAUUGGGGGUCUUCAUUCCCCUGCUUUACUCUUUGGGGAUCUUAUUGGGGCUGCUGGGACAUGGACUGGUUCUGGCAGUAUUGUGGCACAAGUGGCUGAAUUGCAGUGUGAUGGACAUCUUCAUCUUUCAUUUGAGCUUAAUUGACAGUCUUCUGCUGCUCACAAUGCCUCUCUGGGCCGUGGAUGCCGUUAAAGGAUGGAUCAUGGGGUCAGGACUCUGCAAACUGGCUGGAGUUCUGUUUAAGAUGAAUUUCUACUGCAGUAUGUUGAUGUUGGCCUUCAUCAGUGUGGACUGCUACCUGUCCAUUGUUCAUGGAGUUCAGAAGUUAUCUCGUAAAAAGCCCAUGGUGGUUCAUGGAUGUUGUCUGAUUAUCUGGCUCGUCUGCCUGCUCCUUAGCAUCCCAGAAUGGAUCUUUCUGAAAUCCAUCAGUGACAGCACAGAUCAGGUUAAAGAUGAAUGCAUUUACUUUUAUCCAGAUGAUUCCUGGCAUCGUUCCUCACGAUUUCCGCAUCAUGUCAUUUUUGGUGUGGGAACUCUUGUGCUGCUGUUUUGUUGUACCUCCAUCAUGCUGAAGCUUCAACGUGAGUCUAUGUGCCAGCAGAAGAAAAUAGGCAGAAAAACAGCGAUCAUUGCAGUCCUAGUGCUGGUUUUUCUCAUCUGCUGGACACCCUACAGCAUUGCCUUCAUUGUGAACACCGGUGCUCGUCCAGUGCACAUUGAUCCUUUAACAGGAGAGAGUGAAUGUGAAUGGAGGCAGUGGACAGCUAGCAAAAUAACAGCCAUUUUUGGGCUUCUCCAUUGCACUAUCAACCCUGUUAUUUACUUCUGUUUCUCCAAAGAGUUCAGGAGACGCUCACAGGCUGUGAUAAAGUUCAAUGCUUGUGAAUCAAACAAUAAUGACGGCUCACUUUGGGACUCUACUGCAGACAAUGUUAAUACUACUGUCCAGGAGGAGCAAGGUCCACUUCAGCAAGUCAAUGAACUUAAACCAAAAGUACAAACCCAGCAGGAGGAUACAUGA